Moneuplotes crassus is the source of this 2424-nucleotide messenger RNA. NCBI's taxonomy places the organism in Eukaryota, Ciliophora, Spirotrichea, Euplotida, Euplotidae. The record is from the annotation of a GenBank genome assembly.
GGAGUGUUAUGGAAACCCAAUCAAAUAGUGAGAAAACUUAUAGACUUAGAUUCUUGGAGUAUCUUCCACCAGCAACUGAAUGAAUGGCAGUCACAAGAGAUGAGAAACUUCUAGCAGUAGGUAGAGAGAAUGGACAAAUUGAGAUUUACGCCUCAAGAGCUUGUGGAAUCAAUAUGGCUAGAGAUACCUCAAAAUUUAAUUCUAUUGGCAAAGCUGACACUUGGACAAUGAUACAUGUGAUUCCAGGAAUUAGGAAUAACGAUAUUAGGAAUAUCACUUGGUAUGAGCCAGACUUUUGUACACUUUCAAAGUCCACAAAUAAUGCAUUUACAUAUAAAGAUGUAUCUGGAGACAUAGUACCAAGAAGAUUACUCACAACUGGGCUCAAUGGAGCAGUCAUUGAGUGGGAUCUGGUAAACCUCCAAUCAAGGAAAAUAAUUGACCUUGGAGACACAGGUAUUUGGGAUAGCUGUCUUCAUGAUUCAUCAAUGCUUUUAUGUGCAUGUGAUGACGGAGCAGUGAGAAUAAUUUGCCUAGAAUCUUUCACAGAGUUAAAAAGACUUCCCAUAUUCGAUGGAAAAUGCUUAAGCGUAGCCUCCUCUACCACUGAAAAGAACACCAUUUAUGCUGCUUAUUCAGAUGGGUCCAUCAGAAAGUUCCUUGAUGGAGGGGACAAGAAGAGACUUACCAAAGUCUUCAAGCACAAAGAAGCUAGCAUCUGGACUAUUGAAGAAGUAGAUGGCUUUUUAGUUUCAGGAGAUAGCAAUGGAGAAAUCAUCAUUUGGGAUAAAAUGAAUGGCAACGCAAUUAAAACCUUCAAAGAUUUUGAAGGAGACGUCCUAACAAUAGCAGUCAAUCACGACCAGAGAACUAUUUAUGCAUCAGGUGUUGAUAGCAAAGUAGUUGCUUAUAAAGAAGUUCAUAUUUCAGGAAAGAAUGCUCAUAAAUACAACAAAAUCAUCGGGCAUGAUGAAAGCAAUAAAGUAGGUUUAGAAAAAGAGUGGGUAUACUCAGGAACAACAAGAGGUCAAUCUCAUGAUAUCAAAUCACUUCUUUACCUCGAAAAUCACCAAUGUCUCAUCUCAGGAGGAGUCUCAACAGAUCUAUGCAUCUAUUCCUUAGAAAAAUAUGGAAAGUUGCAAGAUAGCUUUAAGCUAAAAAGAUCAAAUAAGAAAUUCCUUCAUAUCCCUCCUUUCGAACUGAAAAACCAGGUUACAAUCUGUACAGAUCUUGCACCAGCAGAAGGCAGUAAAAAAACUAGUUGGGAAGACGAAGGAAUCAUGAUUGUAGUUCUCCGUAAGACCUUCUCAGUUGAACUCUGGAUGUAUGAGGUCAGGAAAAAGCCUGUAUUCCUUCUUGAAUUUGAAAAGAGUCAAUUUGGAAUCACUUCAGUGAGUGUCAACUCCUCUGCCUCUUACAUCUGUAUCUCUGAUAUUGAAACCACACAUUUCUACAAGAUCAAUAUCUUAGAAGACGAGGUCAAUUUCCAGAAAAUCUCUGAAGGAAAUGCAGUUGGACUUCCAGGAGUAAUCUAUACAAAAUUUAUGCAAAAUAACCAAACUGUCUUAACAUUCAACAAAGAAGGAGAAGUUAACUUUGUGAAAAUCAAAGAAGGAGAUAAUCUCAGUGUGGAAGUAACAAACACCUACCAAACUCAGCAAGAAAGUGAUGAGGAUAUGUACGAAUCUGACGAGGAGGAUAAAGAAUAUGUUUCCACCCUCAAGAGAAAAUUCUUUACCCAAAUAACAGCUAAUGAGAACUUCAUUUCCUUCGGUAGUUUUGAGCAAAACCAAGUGUUCUUCUUUGAUUUCAACACUAAGGAGAUCUUCAAAGCAAUGGGAAUUGACAAGACUUCUCUGGUCACAUUUACUCAGUUACUUACAGGAAACCGUCUCCUUGUAUGCUACGAUACUAACAAAUUCCUAUUGCAUGAUCUGUCGGAUCGUAAUCUUUCUUCUUUCUCAAGAAAGAAUCUGAAGAAGUUCCCAAUUAACUAUAUUCACCAGUAUAAUCGUAUCUAUGCUUGUGUUGAGUUGGAGCCUACUAAGCUGAUGUUGUAUAGUCAUUUCACCAAUAUUGUGAUCGACCUUGAUAAGAAAAUCCCUGAGCAUAGCAAAGUUGUGAGGAAUCACCCUUCUAAGACAGAUACUCGAACAAUGAACUGGAACGAAACACUCUCCUUCCACCACAAGAAGUACAUGCAGUUGCUACCCCAGAGAAGCUAUGAGAAGGCUAAUACGAAGCAAGAGGAGCAUGAAGGUGACAAUUUCGUGAUUGAUAAUAAGUACAAAGGAAUUCUCUGCAUGAAGAAGCUAGAUGAUGGCAGCAUGGUUGUAGUCGAGAAUUUAUGGACAAAUCUACUCAACAGACUCCCAGGAGUUGUCAAAGUUAAUAAAUUCGGACAGUAAUUAUUCAAUGCUUGAA